Protopterus annectens (West African lungfish) is the source of this 7157-nucleotide messenger RNA. It is a transcript of the gene SPAG17, whose product is annotated as sperm associated antigen 17. The record is from RefSeq and is a predicted model, not a curated record. NCBI's taxonomy places the organism in Eukaryota, Metazoa, Chordata, Ceratodontiformes, Protopteridae. Gene Ontology annotation, biological process: axonemal central apparatus assembly; epithelial cilium movement involved in extracellular fluid movement. The transcript has 50 exons. The coding region runs from base 239 to 6964 and encodes 2241 amino acids. Gene Ontology annotation, cellular component: axonemal central apparatus.
AGCGUCUGUCAACUUCCUAGCAGCUCGCGAGUUACACUCUUACUACUUAAAUUAAUUUAAUACAUUUACACAAUUUACAACAUAAAACACUAAAAGGUAAAAUUGUACAGUGCUUAGAGCUGCUUCUCCUAUCGGAUUAGUUUUGUAUACGCUACCGCAUUAUCAUGGUGGACAACUACUGAAUUUUUCCCUUAACACUCGUACUACAUUUGGCCUUUGAUAUCGGCAAAAUAAAUAAAUGGGACCUAAGAGAGGAAAGAGCGCUGCUUCCUCCGGAGCAGGUGGAGGUUCUGGAAGGGGCUGGGAAUCUGGACUUAUUGCAGCACAACUUAACGAGAAUCAAUGGAAAGCUAAUAUAUCAUUUGUAGUUGGGAGCAAACUGGAAGAUGAAGCUCACAUAAAAGCCUUUGCUCUUGCUGUACAAGUACCUCAGCGGAAACUCUUCAGUAUAGUAUCUUGGGAACAAAUGAUGGAAAAGAUCAAUGAACUUGGAAAUAUUAAAGCAAAGAAACCUAAAGAAUUGCCCAUGUUUUAUGAGGUUACAGAAGCAGCAAAAGCAAUUUUGGAUAGAGGAGAAGAGAUGUCACUUCCACUGAUUGGUAAACUCUUGAAAUUUAUGCUACUGUGUGUCAAACAGAAAGACCUUCAAAGAAGGGCUGCUGAAAAAAAGGCAGAAGAAGAAAAAGCAAAGGAACAGUUUGGAAAGAAGGAGAAGGAGAAACCAGCCCGACCAAAAAGUACUCCAAAAGGAGGUAAAGGCAAAAAGGUUCCCGAAACCCCUACUGUUAAGAAAGAUACAAAAUUGCUACGCAGAGGAGAAGAAGAAGAGAAAAUCAUUAAAUAUAUUGAUGAUGAACCAGAUGAUGGCCCACAGCAUUACAUCAUAGUCAAAGGGUUCCAUCAGCCACAGCUGCUGGCCAUUCUGGCAGAACUAGAUGUGAAUAUCUCCAACAUCAUUAAAAUAGCAUCUCAGAACUAUGAGGCUUUGCAGAAAGCAGAUGAGUUAAGGCUCCCAUGUGAGUCAGAAAUUCUUCCUGAAGCUGCUGAGCUUGAGAAGCAAAAAAAGGAAAAAUCAAUGAGAAGUUUGGAUUUAUUCUGGCGCUAUUUAGAGCGUAUUCUGAACAAUGAGAGGCAUGGAUCAAAGCUGUUGGAUGUUGCUAGACUACAGUAUGUGGUGCAAGAAACAUUGUUUCCUCUGGACUGGAGCAACAAUGAAAUGAUGAUGGCCUUUGGGACAGUACUCUUUGAGGAUAUUGCUUGCCUCAUUUAUGAUUGUUUGGAUUGGAGACGACAGCAUCAGCACUACCUAAAUUGCAUGAAACUCAUUCAUGUACCUGCUGUCCUUAAAAGCCAGACUGUACCACCUUCAGCAACAGAGUCAACAGGAUCCAAUGCUCAGGCUGCUUCUGGAAAGAAGAAAUCUCAGGUAGAAGAAACACCCAUCACAGUCACAGAAACAGCUCCUCUGAUUUCUGAAGUUGAUAUGAGGUAUUACUCUGAGCUGCUGAGCCAUGUUCCUCUGGAAUGUGUGUCUGUGCCAUUAAUACUGCAUUGCAUGUUGGAACAGGUUGUUGCAACUGAGGAGAACCUUCCUUUACCAAGCCAAAUUGUUCCAGAGUCAACAGUAGAUAGGCUGGAUCACACACUUGUAGAACACUUGAUUUCUUCUGUGAUGAGUUUAUCUGUUCCAGAAGAAGAAAAGAAGAAACUAUGUGAAGACUUCUGUUUUAAAGAUCCUUGGCCAAAAAACAAUGUAUUCAAGCAACCGCUGUUGAUAAACUACCAUGACAAGCUGAGACAGAGGAUGUGCAAGUUAGAGGCAAUGGAAGAGUUUGACCCUGCAAAGGCUGAAGAAGAAAUGAUAAAAAGGCUGUCACUGUCAAAGAUUAUUCAUUUUCCUUUGCCAUUGCCUGGGAGGAAUGCGAAACGUCUGGCUGGGAUUCACGAACUAAUGUUCUACUGCACUGAAGAUUUGCUAAACUGGUCAGAAGCAGAGCAUGCAUUCAGGCAAUUCACUUUUGAAAGCAUGAAACUCUCAGGAGUUGAUGACAGUGGAGAAAUUGAAGAAGCAGAGUCUGUCCUGGAAGAUAACAUCAGACGACAUUACAUUCCUUGGGAUGAUCCAGCUGCCUUUGCCAAGGAGAUGAGAAGACUUGCCAGUGUUAAAAAAAUGUAUCAGAACAGGAAAGAUAAAAACACGGAUUCUACCCAACAAGUGAAUUUAGAUAUGAAUUCAAAUGAAAUGAAUUAUGAACCGAGCUUUAGAAGAAACUCCUUGUCAGGAUCGAUGGUGCACUUUGAAGAGAAAGAAAAAGAGACUGAAAUGUGUGUGGAUUCUUGUGAUACUAAGGUGUCCACUGAGGGCAUAAUGUUGUCAGAUACUAUCCUGUCGGAAAUCCAGAAGACACAGUUGCGUUCCUUGGAUGAAUGGUAUUUUACUGAACACUUUAGACAAAAUAUCUUCAUACAGGUUCUUGAGGAAGCAUCCCAAGUAUAUAGAUGCAUUGAUACACAUUACUUCUUCCAAGAUAAUUCUCUCCUUCUAGUGUUCCAUAAUCCAGUGAAUGAACUCCAUCAAUGCAGGGAAUCCUGGAAUAUGGCUCUCCACUCUGAUGUUCAUUUCAGAAAUUAUUUGGAAUAUGUAGCAGAUUCAAUUUCAGACUGGGUGAGGGAAGAAGAAAAGCAUUACCAAGCAGCACUUCUUGCUAAAGAAAUGGAAGCCUUGACAUCUGCAAAAACUACCAGCGGAAGUGCACCAGCAUCUCGAACCUCUACACCUGGCAGUAAAAGGAAAGACAGAUCUACUACUCCUAAAAAAUCUGGAAGUGGUAAAGGCAGCAGAUCUCGAUCAGCAGGUAAAACAGAUGACACACAGAACCUUGAACCAGAGAAACCACCAACCCCUUUCAUGAGAGAAGGUUCACUUAAGGCUUGGAAAGUAGAACAGGAGAGAUUAAUGGAGGAAGAAAGAAUGAAGAAAGAGAAGAAAGGAAAGGCUGGAAAAAAGGGAGGAAGCAAAGAUAGAUCAGCUUCCAGAGGAAGUAAGAAGUCACCUUCUUCCGAGUCAAAGUCUAAGGAGAAGUCCAAAGAAGAAGCACCAAAAAUUACAGCAGCUGUCACUGUAUUUCCACCAGAGAACAUUUUAAAAUUUAUCGGAUACAAUGUAGGCGAUAAUUUUAUACAAGUUUCUGGACAAACUGAGUCCUUAUUUCCCUCUAAUGGAGGACAUAUUAAAGUGGAGACCAUACAUUUUGAAAAAGGUGCCUCUUUUGUUGAAGUUAGUGUCAUGAAAGACAAUCAUCUGUUUUGUAUUCAUAUUGUUGAUCCAAUAACAGCUAUGGAUAGUUUUCCAAAACCUUCAAAAGAGAAAUCUGGAAGUGGAGAGUUGCCUGAGAAAGACAGCAACAUAUUUAAUCAGAAUAUAAGUGUAAGUGCAUUUGGAUCCUUUUCUGGAGUUCUGGAAAGUGGAAUUCGCCUAUCAUUGAGCAACUAUGGGCCUACUGGAAAGGGAAAAGUGCUGAAAGAUCCUGUUUUGAUGGAUAUUUUGAAUAUCCCUUCAGCUCAAACCCCAACUCCUGUCCCAGCCCCUCCUUCUCCUCCUCCUUCAAAAAAGAGCAAGUCGCCUAAGGUAAAGUCACCCAGGUCACCAAAAGGAAGCCACGCCAAGGGACCACCUACACCAAUAGAUGAGCCACCAAAGCCAGAAGUGGCAAAAGACAUUAAGGUUGAAGCAGAGCAAGUGGCAUCAGUCAUUCCCCAAGAAUGUACAUCAGAACUUCCCAUGUUCCAGAAUCUGAAUGUUUCAUGUCCAAAUGGAUUGGUGGUAACAUAUUUUAAUGAAAGCUCAAUAGGUUUGAAGGGUAAGAAUGGUACACAAAGUGUGUCAAACAUCCUGGUACGACAGAGUUAUCCUCUGAAAACAGGUUUCACAUCUGAAAAAAUUCCUGCAUUACAUGAGCUAUCAAGAGUCAUUACCAGUGAGGGAACUACAAUUAAAUACAUGGCAGAUGGAUCCACUCAGGUCCUUUUCGCAGAUGGCACAGUAAGUAGGAGUCCUGACUCAGGUCCCAUUCUUCAGCCUCAACCUGCUCCUAAACCAGAUAGUCCUGUACCUGCCAGCCAAAUACAAGGAAUGCAAGAUUCUAAAGAGCAGAAGUCAGAGGUUGCAGAAGGCAAUGCCAGAAAGAGUAAGAAAACAAACCUUAUUCCAGCCAAGACAGAAGUGCCUGAAUCAGUUGUAUUAAAUGAUACCCAGCCUCCAGUAACAACUACUUUAGAAAUCCCUGCUGGUACAUGGAUAACAACUGCACCAUCUGGCCUAAGGAUAGGAACUAGAGGAGAUGAGACGCUAGAUCUGAAAAGAGUCUUGGCUUACAAAGCUACUGACCCUGUUACUGGAACGGUCCUGCUAAAUCGUGAAGACAAGGUGGUCACAGUAUUGGGGACAGAUGGCGUCACAAUUGUGGAGCAUGCUGAUGGAACAAGAAUUAAAACAUUCUUCAAAGAAGUUGAAGUUUCUGUAUUGAGUGAUUACAAAGAAACAGGUGAAACACCAAUGAAAGUGAAAAGAAAAAUUAAACAUGUUUGCAUUGAGUGCAUAGAAUUUGCAUCUGUCUUAAUGAACUGUGAAGAUGGCACUUGUGAAACCAUCUUUGGAGACGGGACUACCAUUGUUGCAAAACCACAAGGGACAUACGAGGUAUUGCCUUCUAAUUCAGGCUCACUCUGCAUUGAUCUAGAUGGCUGUGCAGUUUAUAAUCCAAAGUCAACUAGUGAACAUACAAGUGAUGUUAACGAUGCAGUGUUAAAAGUACAGGGUAGAAGUUGCAUCAUGAGACACACCUCUAAAAUCAUUUGCGAGACCAUCGAUAUAGAUGGUAACCUGUUUCAGGUAAUGGUUGAUGGAAGUACAUCUGUGGUCAUUGUAGGUAGUCCUGAAGAAGAAGAAGAAGAAGCAGAAGAAGAACAGAAAGAGGAAACCUACAACUCGCAUCUCAGACAGAUUUUACCUCAUACUAUGCUGCAGUCCCCAAGUAGAUUCUUUGCAGUUCAUGCAGAUGGGUCAGGAUCUGAGCUUUUGCAUUCCAAAGAUGUGCAGGAGUACCUGGCACAGUGUUACACUGAUCCUGCUACUGCCAUUAUGAAAGAACAAGUACCAGAUUAUCCAGGUAUUUUGAGCAUCACUGUUCUACAACCAUUUAAUGAAGAUGCUUCUUCUUGCUGGGUUUUAAAGAAAAAGCAAAAGAGUAUCAUCCCUGAAAAUCUCCAGUCCAGAAAAUGGGAUAAUUUUCCUGCCCAUGAGAAGAAAACCCAAGGUCCACCUUUUGGCAGUGUGAUUGAACAAGGGUUAUUUGUCCGACAACAACAACAGUUUAAAGCCCAUGCUGCUGUACUGAAAUGUCCCAGUAUCCUCCAGGUCCGGCAGCUAAUCCAGCAUCAACCAAUAAACAAAGAACUGAGGAGCAAGUUACUGCAUUCCCUGAAGGAUUACAUCCAGCUUAUUAUCAAGAGAGAAGAAGAGUAUGAUGAGAUGGUGGUUAAAGAGCCUAGAACUGAAAAUGAACGUGUUCACGCUGCUGAUCUGCUAAAACUUGUUCUGUCUUUCCCUGUUUCUGAAACAUCAUCUGGAUUAUUAGAAUUAAAUGAAAGCCAAGUUGAUAUAUCCUCAGCUUAUGAACAAGCUGUUGCACUUUCUUCAGAAGAUACCCCAUUGGAAGCCAAACAUGAAAGAUCUGCAGAAGACUUAGAAAAAGACAGCAAGGGAGGACUGAUUCAGGAAUCUCUUUGGACAGGGAAAUUAGUUCAGUACAGACAGGAGCUCUUGGAGGAGCAAGAGUGUCGAAUAGCAUUUAGGAACCGUAUAAUUCCAGCAUACUUUGAGUCAGAAAUUGGAAAGGCAUAUCUUGAAUCACAGGUUCCAGAUAUGAAGGUGUUAUCCGAAGAACUUCCUCCUUUCCCCAAAAAAAUAUUGCCUACUUCAGAGCUAGAAGCAGAAGAAUCUGAUGCAUCUACUGAAUUUAAUAAUGGAAGUAGAUCUCAGAGUCUAAUAUCAGACCAUCCUGUAAAGACUGAAAGCAGCUUGACCUCCUUAAGACCUGCAACGCCUUUGCCACAGAUGACAGAGUACAACAAUCACAUAAAUAAAACAGAAAGUCUAAUUCCAAGAAGAAAUGAGAAAUAUCCUAUUAAUAUCCAGACUUCGUUCAGUAUAAAUACACAACAUACUAUUCCAGAAGCACCUGUAGAUGAAACCACUGCAUCGGAUAAUGGGAGUGUGGAUGAGAGCGACAGCAUCACAACACUCCAAAAACUACAAGGACAAGCAAGGGCAGCAGAUGUGAAACUCCCCUCAUGCAUUUUAAGUUCAAAGCCAAUGUCUAUACCAAACUACAAGUUUGUUGAAGUAGAAGAUCCUGUGAGAAGGAAAGUGAACACAGUUUCUGUUGCUGGUCCAAAGAGAAGAGGAAAAGAUCCUAUUCGUGGUUUUAUGCUUUUUCCAUGUGAAGUAGACUUUGGUGUCCUUCGAGAAGGUUAUACAUAUGCUACUAAUGUCAGUAUGCAGAAUGUAGGAAUUGACUCUUGUAGAUUCCAAGUAAAACAGCCUCCUCCAAGCACAGGACUGAGGGUAAACUACACUCCAGGACCUGUGGCAGCAGGCAUGAAGACUGAUUUGGAAAUAGAGCUGUACAGUAUAGCAAGUGGUCUGGAAGGUCCUGAGGGAGUAGGAUGCAUUGCUCACCACAUUGAAAUUGUCACUGAAGUUGAGACACUCCUACUGCCAGUCACUGCUACAGUUUUAACAGCCAACAUCUAUGAAAACAGACCAGAGAACUAUCCUAAAGGUGAAAAAGCUGCAAGAGUAAGACUGGUCUCUACACAGCCUUCUUCCCGGCUCAGGAUUUUACGCCCCCGGAAGCCAUAUUUUACAGGAUCAAUGGAUGUGGACAGCAUUUCAGACUCCUGAAGAAAGGCUUUCUCCAUAAAGAAGGAUUAACUAGUAUAGCAAAAAUGACUAUCUCAACAGAUGAAUUUUCAUUCUUUGUGCAAAUACCACAUUAUUGUAAUAUAAUAUUUACUUCAACCUUGAAUAUUUACUUGCAGGUUUUCAUGUUAUAGUAUACUGUCUUCAAAAAUGUAUAAAAGUAAUGUGAGUAUCA